CACACACACACACACACACACACACACUGUUCUUACUUGAAAAUAUCCCACUCACGCAACCUUGUCUUUUUUUCCCCUUGCUUUUUUGACCCUCGAGAACUGCUUCACGAUGGGAUCUCCUGGCAUCGACCUCGAUGUCGCCCCGAAUCCUCGCACGAAAGAGGAAAACCAGGAACGAGCGUUCAUUGCAGCUUCGAGACGCAAAGAUCGAAGCCUCGACGCCCGCGUGGAAUCAGCCAACCGGGCUUCCAGUCUCCACAAACAGCGCACAGGCAAAGCCCUCCUCAUCAGUCGAGAUAUCGUGGAGCGAGAGGCGAUGUACGAAGAGGUAGAUGACCGCUACCAAGAGAAGAUCAACCGGAUGCUGCAUGCUCAGUCCAUGCAGCUACAUGCCGAAUUCAACCGCAACCUGAUGGCCGCCUGGCAUGGUGCUCGUCCCGGCGGUGGGCUGCACCAGCGGCGAGCUGCCAGUGCCCAUAUGAACCCGCGAGCCUCGAUCAAUGGGAUUCGCAAGAUGAGCCUUGAUCUGUCGGGGCUACGGUCCUCCAUCGCGGAGGAUUGCAGGGUGCAGCCCGGGCCUAUGACCAGUCCGCUGUCGGCCAAUCCGAGCAGCUAUGUGCUCUCUCCUACUUUUGACGGGACUGCCCAGUCGCCGUCGUAUCCCAACGUUGUUUCCGCCUCGGCGGGCCAAGUGCCAUCCUACCUUGCCCAGGCGGGUGGGCCCACUUGGUCGCCCGCCGCCCACCAGCAGCAGCAACAACACGGCCCGCAGCAGCCCUUCCGGUCACCCUGGACGGCAGGCUACCUUUCUCCUCAACAACAGCAGCCUGCAGCCUCACUAAGGGAGAUGGCCGCGAUGCCGGUGCGGCAGUUUAGAGACCGCAUGGCGUCCGCACCGGUCAUCCCUGUUCACGCCAUGGCCGCCUCCCCCUUGAUGGGCACCCCUGCCGUCGGAGGACCAACAACGACGGCUGCUACCGUGACUCCCCCUACCCCAGCGAUGAGCCGGCCAGUGAACGUAAUUCAACAUAACCGUGUCCGAUCGGAACCAGGUCAAGCGGUCAUGGUACACGGGCUGCCCACCACUGCUGGGCUAUCACAGAUGAGCUCACCCCGCGGCAGCGGGCAGGACAUGGGAUCCUCUGCCGAGCCCAUCAUCCCGACACCAGACCUAUGUCCUACACCGAGUACACCGCAUUCCCCUUAUUCUACAGGGCAGAACCCUGGGAGUGUUUGGGCACUGGAUCUGAACAAGGAAGAGGGGAUGGAGGUCACGUACCAAGGGGACCAUCUGGACCCUGAGUAUGAUGAGUUUAGCCGCUUCGCAUUUGGACUGGGCGGUGGGAGCCAGUUACCGGAGGCGGACGUGGGGUUUGACGAAUUUUUUACCUUGGAAGAAUAUCCUGUCAGUGCUUGACGUGGGAGCUUUCUUCUUUCUUUUCUCUUCCUUCAUUCCUGUUACUCUCUACAUAUCAUAUUUUAGUUUUGGUGUCUGUAUUACUUUACUUUAUUCUACUUUUGUCUGGACAGAGAGGGAUAUGGGAUGGGGUGAUUUUGCCUGCGUGGGUUUUAUACCUUGUACACGAGGAGGGAGUUGGGGACAAAAGGGCGAAGGCGGCGAAGUGCAGCAAUACCCGAAGAUUCUGGCGUUGGUGGGAUGGAUCCGAGCUGCAAGCAGUUCCGGACCGGGUGAGAUGGAUAUAGUGUUUCUACUUUGACUGAUACUACACCUACAACAAAAUCACGAGAGAUGAUGCC
Molecule: messenger RNA, 1758 nt
Organism: Aspergillus homomorphus CBS 101889
Lineage: Eukaryota; Fungi; Ascomycota; Eurotiomycetes; Eurotiales; Aspergillaceae
Exons: 2
Coding region: 110-1417 (435 amino acids)
Source: RefSeq, a predicted model, not a curated record